Messenger RNA from Colletotrichum truncatum, 183 nucleotides. The record is from RefSeq and is a predicted model, not a curated record. Lineage: Eukaryota; Fungi; Ascomycota; Sordariomycetes; Glomerellales; Glomerellaceae.
AUGACGCGGACCACUAUCGUAUCUGCUCGCCUGACGAAGCCUGAAUCGCUUUUGCAAUGGCAAGCUCCGCUGUGCGGUACGGGUGCACAAGCAGCAGCAUCGAUGGCAAGGCUGCGCGCUUUUGUGACAACAGUUUCCCGGCACUUCGUCCCCUGCCGUCUUCUCCAUCAUACUGAAAUUUAG